Molecule: messenger RNA, 1322 nt
Organism: Drosophila sechellia
Lineage: Eukaryota; Metazoa; Arthropoda; Insecta; Diptera; Drosophilidae
Exons: 3
Coding region: 403-657 (84 amino acids)
Source: RefSeq, a predicted model, not a curated record
UUUUGUGACACAAAACGCUUUUUUUUUGCGGCAGCACCAGCAAACGGAUUUGCUUUUGCUUAUUGCUGGGGGUCUCUGUGGCUCCCAGAGCAUAUUUGCUUUGGCUUUUGUCUGUGGCAAAUCUUUACCCAUUUUUCUACUUGGGCGUGAUCGAGUGCCAUGCGUUUCGAGUCUGUACUCUAACAAAUAAUCAUCGCAAUCUUUGAAGGAACACCGCGGAUUCUCAUAAUGUUCAACGAUUUUCAAUAAAUAUCAAAACAUAAUAUGUGCACAAUUUAGUUUAUUAUAAUUUUAAGCAUUGCAGAUCAGUUUAGAAUUUUUAGUGAGAUUUUGACAACUAAGUCUAUUCCAUAUUAGGUAUUUCCCACUAACUCCGAAUAAUAUCAAUACAAAUUUGUAAAAAUGACCUCGUCGACUUCGUCUAUUUCCAGGUGUGUGACUUAUUGUAGCACCUUGGAUCAGGAUAUGGUUAGGAGAAUCGCACAACUCGAGCGAUUAUUGGAUAAAGAAUUUCGGAAGAGUAAUCAAUUGUUCAUGGAUCGACUUUUAAAUUACAAAUUGGAUCGGGAUAAUCUGCCGGAGGAUACUCCGUUGCCCAUAUACCUGGCCCAUCGGGAGCCCCGUAGUUUGAGUCCACCAAGCAGGUGGGACGCCUAAAAGGUUCAAAAAGUCUCGCAUAUUAGUCAGACUGCCAGAAGCAGCAGCAGCAUCUGCAGCAGCAACACCAGCAACAGCAGCAACAUAAUGCAACAUAAAGCGCAGCUCCCAUGACUCAUUUCGCUUGAUGCGCGCGACAUUAAGAGACAAGGCUGAAGCGUAGAAAAACGAGAGAAAUACGGAAAAACACCAUGGUUACGAAGCCGAAACACUCACUUGACUUGAAAAUCUGCAAAAGAAUAACUGACAGUGUACACAAGCAGCACUAAUUGCUGUAAAAUUGCCAACAGUCCUCGGAGGAGCGGGAGCGAAAUCGGGGACUUUGGGUCGACAUAGAACAACAGGAGAACACAAAAAUCACGGCGGCAAAACAACUGGCCGUGUAUUUAAAAAAAAAUCUUAACGGAAUGAAUGCAACAGACGAACGAAUGUGCAACGAAACAAGCAACAGCAGCAGCAGCAACAUGAAGCCGCAACAGCAACACAAGCUGCAAACAACUCAAUUAACACAAACAACCAGCCAGAGAAUCGCGCAAAAGUUGCUGUUGCCUUUGGGCAUUGCCCAGCCAACCACGCCCCCCUAGCCAGCAUGACCGCCCUUUCCCCCACGGCCAAAAGCCCUUUUGAGCCUCAUUUUUUGAACACAUUUUUUGGGUCCCUCGACA